Messenger RNA from Jaculus jaculus (lesser Egyptian jerboa), 532 nucleotides. RefSeq names its product ribosomal protein L28 (gene Rpl28). Gene Ontology annotation, biological process: translation. Lineage: Eukaryota; Metazoa; Chordata; Mammalia; Rodentia; Dipodidae. The transcript has 5 exons. Gene Ontology annotation, molecular function: structural constituent of ribosome. Gene Ontology annotation, cellular component: cytosolic large ribosomal subunit; ribosome. Bases 74 to 487 code for a protein of 137 amino acids. The record is from RefSeq and is a predicted model, not a curated record.
UAUUAAAGCCAUCGUCCCGCCCCUUGCGUGCCUCUUUCCGUCUCCGGCCGCCGUCGCGUGAGGAGUCGCCGCCAUGUCCGCGCAUCUGCAAUGGAUGGUCGUGCGGAACUGCUCCAGUUUCCUGAUCAAGAGGAACAAGCAGACGUACAGCACCGAGCCCAAUAAUCUGAAGGCCCGCAACUCCUUCCGCUACAACGGGCUGAUUCACCGCAAGACCGUGGGAGUGGAGCCUGCCGCCGACGGCAAAGGGGUCGUCGUGGUCAUGAAGCGGAGAUCCGGCCAGCGGAAGCCAGCCACCUCCUAUGUGCGGACCACCAUCAACAAGAAUGCGAGGGCCACCCUCAGCAGCAUCAGACACAUGAUCCGCAAGAACAAGUACCGCCCUGACCUGCGCAUGGCAGCCAUCCGAAGAGCCAGUGCCAUUCUGCGCAGCCAGAAGCCUGUGGUGGUGAAGAGGAAGCGGACCCGGCCCACUAAGAGCUCCUGAGCCCUGUGCCCCUAGAAGCAAUAAAGAGUCCACUGACUUUCUCAA